AUGUCUUCCCCCGCUGUUCAGCUUUCAUUCACCCUUCGCACCUCUGCCAAUGUUCGCACCGUGCAUCUUCUAGGCUCAUGGGACAAUUAUAAAUCACAACUCCCGCUGUCCGUGGUCAAAGACGCAUCUGCCAAGCCAGGAAGCUGGAAAGGAACCUUCCGUUUCCAGGGAUCUAACGCACUCAAGCUCGGCAGCAGAUACUGGUAUUACUACAUCGUCGACGGAUACCACGUCUCUCACGAUCCAGCCAAAGAGUUUGUCACUGAGAAGACCACUGGUCGCAAACUCAACGUCAUCGACGUGCCUGGAGGCGACAAGAAGGCCGCUCGCCCAACAGUUGAUACUCAAAAUCUCUCCAAGCGACACUCUCGUGACAUCCCAACAGGCCGUGCUUUGAGCCCUGGCAAGAUCCAGCACCCGAAACCGACCAAAUCGUAUGCUAGUCGCGGGCUCCGAGAAGCAGACUACGACACAUCUCCCGUGGACGACCUUGAAGAACGCUUUGCUGGUUACCGCAUCAGCUCGGCGGGCGGCUCUUCGGCUUCGCCAUCUGACCUGUCUGACUCCAGCUCCAGCUCCGGCACGGCUUUCAGCAGAUCGUCACCCUCGAGCAUGUCAAGCGCUUCUGACCACUCAUGCCGCUGCGAACGCUACGGAGUGACCAAGUCAGGACAACGGGUCAAGAUCGACUGCGGCGGGAAACGCUGCGGUUCAUGGUCUUCUAGCUCAAGCGAGUGUGAGAGCCAAGAAAGCGACGACUCGUCCGAGGAUGAACGCGAAUAUCGAGCUCGUGUGCGACGCGAGCAGGAGAAGAAAUCAUCGUCUCACGCCAGCCACGGCCACGGCCACAGCAGUCGCGAAACCAGACGCCCUGAGGAACCCCGACGAACCGUCGUUGUCGAGAGGAGACGGAGAUGA
Molecule: messenger RNA, 918 nt
Organism: Exophiala aquamarina CBS 119918
Lineage: Eukaryota; Fungi; Ascomycota; Eurotiomycetes; Chaetothyriales; Herpotrichiellaceae
Exons: 1
Coding region: 1-918 (305 amino acids)
Source: RefSeq, a predicted model, not a curated record